Episyrphus balteatus (marmalade hoverfly) is the source of this 1647-nucleotide messenger RNA. RefSeq lists its product as uncharacterized. Gene Ontology annotation, molecular function: structural constituent of chitin-based larval cuticle. The transcript has 2 exons. The record is from RefSeq and is a predicted model, not a curated record. Gene Ontology annotation, cellular component: chitin-based extracellular matrix. Bases 704 to 1471 code for a protein of 255 amino acids. Lineage: Eukaryota; Metazoa; Arthropoda; Insecta; Diptera; Syrphidae.
UGACAAUAGAAAUCAGGCAAAGUAUGAAAGAACAAUUCAAACAUCAUUUUAAGUUUCAAAACAAAUUAAUUUUCUUCAAACCAGAUGUGAUAUUAGAAGCGCGCCUAUUGUUUAUUGUUUAUGGCUUAUAAAUUAAUGUACUUAACUGAACUAUCAAAAUAUAAUAAUGCGGCGUAUUUUCCCCAACAACAAUAUAAAACAGCAGGAACUUUAUAGUUCUAAAAGAUACCUACAAGUAUGAACAUACGUAUUUGCAUAAAUUUGAUCGAUGAAUCCCAAACAUUGAAAAUAAACUAUUAUCUAAUAUUUAUCCACUUGCCACUUUGAUUAUAAUAUUUAAUCCUAAAUUUUGCAACAAAACGAAGAAGGGAGAACGCAAAAUAUCAUCAAUCGGUCAAGAAUAUGACUAAUAAACAAGAUUUUCAUUUAGAGAACAUCUCUUUUUUUUAAAACCUUUCAAGCUCUUAGCUUUAGCUAACAAGAAUAUAACUUAAUAAAAAAAGAUUCUAAUUCUAUAUAAAAGAUGUUCUUGCCAACCGGAACAUUAUUACCGAGCUGAAAGUCGUGCUGUCUAUAAGCUAUCAUUCUAAACUUAUUAUAAGAAAGAAAAAAUAAUCUUUUAAUCGUUGUGAAAAUUACUCUUCAAGUUGUUGUGUAUACUAAAGGUGUUAAUUAAAAAAAUAGAAAUUUAAAUUAUUUAAAGAUGAAGUCUAUUGUGAUUGCAGUGUUAUUGAUGGUUGUUCCAACCAUCUUGUGUGAAAACAUCUUCAAAAUCAAUAUCAGCCCCGAAGAAGCGCAACAAUAUUUAAAAUCAGCGAAUCUAAACAUUGACUAUUCUCCAAAAGUCGGCGAAAACCCCCUACCAGUAGUUCAAAAUGAAAAAGGCGAACUCAUCUACCAGGGACGAAAAUACGACAAUCCAUCUGAUUAUGUUGAAGAGCAUUACACCGCUCACCAGUACCAUGGUCAAGAUGGUUUAGGUCAAUACGUUUAUGGCUACAAAGACUGGAACCAAGGCAAAGCUGAAGAGAAAACCGCCGAUGGUGUUGUCAAGGGUACCUACAAAUAUGUCAAUCCAAGAGGUAGAGAUUUCAUUGCAAACUACUAUGCUGAUCAUACUGGUUUCCAUCAUGAAGACAAUCGUCCAGCAGCAGAAAAGAAUCCCGCUACUGAAACCCCAGCUGUAAAAGCAGCCAAGGAAGAACAUUUCCGUUUGUGGAGUGAACUUGCAGCAGCCAAUGGUCAAAACCCUGAUCCAUUUAGCAGUGAUUACCAGAAAGAAGGACAAUAUGUUCCUCAAGAAUCUGAUUCAGCUUACGAACAUAUCGAACCUAAAUAUAUUCCAUCAGAUGAAGAGAAAGGUGAUCCUCAUGGUUUCUAUUAUAGCUUCGAUUAUGCUGUUCAAUUGGCACGUAAUAUUGCAGAAAGAGAAGAAUUAGAAAAGUUGCGUGCAGAAAAUAAUCAUGAUUAGAAAAAAAAAAAAACAAAUAGUUAAAUAUGAUCAUCAUCUAGUAAAUGUUUCGAUAUGUAUAUUGUGAAUACCUAUUAAAAAAAAAAUUGUUGUGAGCCAUAAAUAAGUUAAGGAUACAUUUUUUUAUUUAAUAAAUUAUAUUUAAGUAUAUUCUCAACCCAUAAUAAAAAAAAAAC